CGCGUCUCGCUCCGCCCAGGUACCUUCUCUAUUCUAAAGAUCACGUUUCGCCUUUUUCUUUUGGCUUGUUUCUUUUAUAGGUUUUCGAUCUUUAAUCACAUCGAUUCAUAAUCCAAUUUUUGAUACCUGUUUCCCGCAUUUUUACGGUUUGGGAAAAUUAUCUUGAUGUAGAUCUAAUUUUGAAUCAGGAAUUAUGGUUUGUCAUCUUGGUAUCAAGAUCGGGGGUUGUUCAUAAUCAUGUAGUUUAAUUGGGUCUGGGUUUUGAAAUUUUUGCAGGGUUAACCAUGUUGGAACAGUUAUUGAUUUUUACUCGGGGAGGGUUGAUCCUCUGGACAUGUAAAGAACUUGGAAAUGCUUUGAAAGGAUCGCCGAUUGAUACCCUUAUUAGGUCUUGUCUAUUGGAGGAGCGAUCGGGUGCUGCUUCUUACAAUUACGAAGUACCUGGGGGUUCUUACACUCUCAAAUGGACGUUCCACAACGAAUUAGGGCUUGUGUUUGUUGCUGUUUAUCAGCGGGUUCUCCAUCUUUUGUAUGUGGAUGAUUUGCUCGAGAUGGUUAAGCAAGAGUUUUCGAAAGUUUAUGAGCCGAAGCGAAUGGUUUACAACGAUUUCGAUGAUGUGUUUCAGCAGCUUAAAAAGGAGGCCGAGGAUCGUGCUGAGAAAGCUAAGAAAUCAAAACAGCCUGUGAAGGUUUCAAACGGUGGUAAUAUGGGUAAGAAGCAGGGGGCUGGGCAGAAAGGUGGUAAUGGUGGUGGAGCUGAUGGAGGUAAACAAAAAAAGAGUGGUGAGGAUGGAAAUGGUGAUAAGAAUGGCAAAAAAACUAAUAGUUAUCCAAUUGAAAAUGGGCAUUCCAACGGUGACCAUGUAGUAAAUGGGGAGGUGGCUGCAGCAGAUGAUGCUAAUGGUAAAGAGAACAGGAGUUCGAAUACUGUGGCUUUUGACAAAGAUAAGCUGAAGAAGUUGCGUGGAGGUAAUAAACCUGGAAAGAAAGCUACAACUGCUGCAGUUACAAAGGGUCCGAAGGAGGCCACCAAGAAAGCCCCAAGAGUUUGGGAUGAUUCACCUUCAAAAACAAAGUUGGAUUUUACUGAUCCUGUGAGUGAGAACGGGGAUGAAAAUGUUGCUGCUGUUGCAAUGGAUCAUGGUGAGAGUAUGAUGGACAAGGAGGAGAUUCUUAGCAGUGACAGUGAGAGUGAAGAGGAGGAAAUUGAGAAGGACACUAAAACAGAAACAAAGAAGGGGUGGUUCGCAUCCAUGUUCAAUAGUAUUGCUGGGAAGGCAAGUUUGGAUAAGGCAGAUCUUGAACCUGCUUUGAAGGCUCUGAAGGAUAGGCUCAUGACUAAGAAUGUGGCUGAGGAAAUAGCUGAGAAACUCUGCGAGUCAGUUGCGGCAAGUCUGGAGGGUAAAAAGCUUGCCUCUUUUACAAGAAUUUCCUCAACUGUGCAGGCUGCCAUGGAAGAGGCUCUUGUUCGUAUUUUAACUCCUAGACGCUCGAUUGACAUUUUGAGGGAUGUUCACGCUGCCAAGGAUCAAGGGAAACCAUACGUGGUUGUUUUUGUUGGAGUCAAUGGAGUAGGAAAAUCUACUAAUCUAGCUAAGGUUGCUUAUUGGCUGCUGCAGCACAAUGUCCGUGUAAUGAUGGCAGCUUGUGAUACUUUUCGCUCAGGAGCAGUUGAGCAACUUCGCACACAUGCUCGUAGACUCCAGGUAUAAAUCCCGCCUAUCUUUUUUUCUAUAUAUUUGACUUAAGUUGAUUCCCGUGAAUUUUAUCUGCAAUUCCUUAGUGAGGUUUCACAUUGGGAGGUGAUUGUCUAACUACCUUGCCAGAUUCCAAUAUUUGAGAAGGGUUAUGAGAAAGAUCCCGCAGUUGUGGCAAAGGAAGCGAUACAGGAGGCCGCUCGAAAUGGUUCAGACGUGGUUCUCGUCGAUACUGCUGGUCGAAUGCAGGUAAGUCGAUUUUGUGUUAUUGUUAGUACAAUCAAUUAUAAUUAGUUUUGUGUACCUGUGUUAUGCAAUAGCUGCUUUAGAAAAUUCGGGAUAGUUUCUUUAGUUUCUAACAUAUACUUUGGGUAGCUCUGUAUCUGGGGUUGUCCUCAGAUUCCAAUCAUUUUUUCAGGAUUUUCCUAAGAAUAUACUGAUGGCAAAUUAGCUUAUAAUUGUUGCAUUAUGUUCAACAGGAUAAUGAACCGCUGAUGAGAGCACUUUCAAAGCUGGUUUACGUCAAUAAUCCAGAUCUGAUAUUGUUUGUUGGUGAAGCUCUAGUUGGUAAUGAUGCCGUAGAUCAGUUGUCAAAGUUUAAUCAGGUUGGUCUUUUCUAUUGAGUGACGCUUAUCCUCUUGUCUUUUGAUUUGAGAUCUGUGUAAGUUUAUUUCUACAGAGUAUUCAGGUCUUUCCUCUUCUCUCUGGCUUUUUAUUCAGAAACUGGGCGACCUUUCACCUUCUCCAAAUCCCAGAUUGAUUGAUGGAAUCCUGCUCACCAAGUUUGAUACCAUUGAUGACAAGGUAAUGAAGUUGUGAUAUAGAUUGUUUGUGGUUUUUUUUUUUAAAUUUUUUUUUAUAAUAAUUCCCUUACCGGUUUGGUCCUAUUAUUUGAUUGUUCAUCUUUAUAAUGGUCGUUAUCCAUGAAAAUAUUAUGUUAAAUGGUCCAGGUUGGAGCUGCACUAUCGAUGGUCUACAUUUCUGGAGCACCCGUCAUGUUCGUUGGAUGUGGUCAAUCCUACACGGAUUUGAAGAAGCUAAAUGCCAAGGCCAUAGUGAAGACCCUACUUAAGUGAUGAAAGAUUGUGCUUGUGUUCUUUUCUGCUCCCUGCUUUUUCCUGUGCUAGUGAUUUCAUUCUCACCACACUAGUGGUGUUCGUGUUUAUGCCGCAGCACAUUCUGUCCCCUCUAUGAUCUCACAUUUUAAUCUCUGACUGUUGAAGGUGAAUUCAUAUAUUUGUCUCCCAUUUUGCCCUCUUUGCCUCAUCCGUUAAUUGCUUGAUUAUAUUUAUGCAUAUGCGAUGGUGUUUCUUUUCUUGAUAAGUACGGGUAUAUUCCUCGGUUCUAUAUGAGUACAUUUAGGGCCACAUUUCUUUCUGAAGGAGCAGCACGGAGUGCUUCAAAAUUCACAUUUAGCAAGCAAAGCUAACACGUUCUCCCACCGUGUCUCCUCUUCGGAAAACAAUGGAAACUGAAAAACAUAAGUCCUGCCAGGAACCAAAACAUCAUCAGACAUCAUCUCCACCAAGAUUUACUGGUACACUGGCAAGGACAAUGAGUUCCUCCACUUAAACAAACAUGGCUGGCAAUAAUUUUGAGGAUGAGGGAUUAUAUAAUUUGAUCUUUAACUCCAAAAAGCAGAAGGGGGGGAAAUACGCGUAAGAGGGAAUACUUUGAUCUUUAACUCAACAUCAACAUAAUUUUGGGGGGACGGAGUGGUAUGUAUUUUGCAGUUCUAAGUUGUCAUGUCACAUAGCUACACCAUUCAAGGCUGAAAACCAAUCUUCUUUCUAUAAGUUUUUGCUCAAAUUAUCAUAAAUACAAUUCUCACAAUCAUAUGCCG
Molecule: messenger RNA, 3540 nt
Organism: Oldenlandia corymbosa var. corymbosa
Lineage: Eukaryota; Viridiplantae; Streptophyta; Magnoliopsida; Gentianales; Rubiaceae
Source: the annotation of a GenBank genome assembly